ACUCGUGAGGAUUUUGUCCCGGCACAUUCAAAUCAGUCAAAUUACUGUCAGUUACUUUCAUUGUUAAACAUAGUUAUCUGUUGCUUCUUGAUCAACGCCUUGUCUUUUGUCCGUUAUUAAACGGGCGCUCAUUACCUGUAAUAAUGCCUAUCCCGGAGUUGUUUAAUAUAUUGCUCCAAGAGUUUGUGAAUUUCAAAGUAUUGCAAUUGCACAAUAACCCUGUUAUUAUUGAUGGAGAGGACUUUAGUGAAUAUUUUUAUGAAUAUUUAAAAUUACCUAUAAAAUAUGGUGGCGAAUAUUUAUCUUAUAUUGUACAUAUUAAGCAGUUUUUGAGUGAAAUCAAACAAUGCAAGAUUUAUCCAUCCUUUCUGUUUGGUUCCGAUUGUGAAAGAGUCGUAAGUUUUUAAUUUAUUGGGAAUAUUUAUUUGAAGUCUGCAUCCCAAGUUUUCAGAGUAUGAACAGAUUCCCGAUUAUGAAGAACUUAAUUUUUUAUUAUCUAAACGCUUCAGGGAUCAUUGGAAAUCUAGCAACGUAAAAUAUCACACUGUAGCACACCAGUUAGUUACAUUUUUUAUGACAGUAAAAAUUUAAACGAAUAUUUCGACUAAUUAUAAAUAGAAAAUGAGUACAUAUAAGACAAAUCGGUAACGUCUCAUUUUCUGUUAUAGGAUGACCAUCACUUCCCAUUUCCACACAUUGUAGAAGAAUAUUAUUUGAGAGAUCUGAAAAGUGGAUUAGUGUUGGUCCUAGAGACCCAGCAUCUUGAAUGCACCACCCAAUGGGCAACUGCUUGAGGCAUCAUACACAGCAUUUUUGUGGGGUUUCGGUAAUGUAAGUAAUCUAUUCACCCUAAGACACUGAGUAUUAAUCCAAAUACCGUCAUCAUACAUUCUCGUGUAAUCCAUAUAAUUCCAUGGGGGUGCCCGAGUAAUUCAUAAACUGGAAUAUAUUGGUACAUGUACAAGUUUUAUAACUACACCAAAGAUCGAGUACGCUGUUACUAUAAUCUAUGAACAUAAAUGCUAUUUCCAUAGUCGAUGCUUACCACAUUACAAAUCGUCCAUCCAAUAUUAGGGUAGGAAAUACUUAUGAUCUCAGCUUAAGUAUUUAACUAAACGUUACGAAUCCGGACAUUUUUAUCAAUACUUAAAUCAUCGCGAAAACAAGUAAUUUCAUGUAUCUCAGCAUAUUUAACUAAGAAAAAAAGAUAUGUAGUACAAUAAACCUAGUGUUUGAUUUCUUUUGUGCUUUUUUGGAAAUCUACGCCACGAAAAUAGAAAUGGUGCUCUGAAUUUCAUCAUCGGACUUCUACUUCACACCAAGUAAUCAUAAUUUAUGCCAACAUCAAGGAAAAUACUAAGUAAGGGGAUAUUGUCACUCUGGAACGGAGGAAUGGAUUUAUUUGGAAUGAAUUGUAUCGUCAACUCCCGCCUCACUUAUAUGUAUUUGCCAAAACAGUUACACUGCUAAGACAUAAAGAGAAUCUUACGUUCAAUUCAACGAGUAUAUUGCGAAAGGUUUGAGGUCAGGCAGAUUAAAAGGUUCUAGCAGUGAUAUUUCAUAAUAUUCCUUUGACACAGGACAUCAAGUUUAUACAUUGAAGUCGUUCAAGGUGACUAAUAAAGAAUCGAACUCCUCAUCUUUUGAAAUCAUCUAAAGCCAUGAUCAGACGUUUGAAAUUGGACUUAAGUGUUCAAAAACAAACGGUGAUAAAUCUUUACCGUGGUAACAUUACACUCACUUUAUUACAUCAUCCCUUGUUUCAACUCUUUCUCACACCUUAACAACACCACUUUCAUUUCUUUGAAUUUCUAGUCUUAUUUUUAGCGGACUGGUCUCGAUCCAUGUUACGUGUUACUGACAUGAAUCUGUGUUCAAUUACUUUACUACGUAAUCAACUGGAAAAUUUGGGUCUGUGACCUUUAGCUAACUUCUUGAUGUUCUGGGACUUUCCCUCUCAUACUACAUCUGUUUUAACCACCUUUACGUUCUUAUUAGGCCAUUUGAAAUCUUCGCUCUACCAUAAUAUACAAUCGCUUCUAAUCGAUUUCGCAUUUAUAAUUAUGUCAAUUUUCCUGAUAAUUUUAACAUAUUAUAGGUCGUAGGUAACUGGAAAGUUAAAUAGAACAAAGUAAAUUCAUGUUGUCCUGUCCGAAUGUUUGUUUUUACCCCGUUCGAGAUAAAGGGAACUAUAGGUGUGGAACUCCGACGUCAUUGGUUGAUUUUUAGUACUUAAUUGUGGUAUUGUGUUAUUUAAUUAUACAUUGUCCGAUUUGAACAAUUCGUGAUUCUUAUUUGCUUUCUAAUGGUCAGUAAUUAAAGCAUGACAUAAAAUCCGUAAGAUGUUUUUUUACCAAAUUCGUAAUACCAUUAUCUAACUUUUAUCAGCGCUGUUAAAAUUAGCUUGUUCGUAUUCACUGUUUUUUUUGGGGGGGAUUUCAGGGCUUACAACUUUCCAGUCAACUUCAAGCAAUGGAAUCAACAAUAAAAUUAUUAUCUUCAAGUAAUACACAAAAGAAAAAUUCAUCGCCUAUACCUUACUAUAUGUUUCUUCAAAGUAUGUUAACAGAUGUUCUCAGUGAUAUGGAAAUAAAAUUUUUAAAGUCUCCUUAUCCUCGUAUACGAAGUUGUGUCUCAUUAGCUACUUAUCUUCACCAUCCAAUCAUUGCUAGUUCUCCUGAAUAUUUUUUAAUCGGUACUCACCAGAUGUCAUCCGAUACAUCUCCUUGUUUUAUCCCACUAUCACUCAUGAAAUUUCAAUGUUUGGAAUCCAAAGGGAGUUGUUAUUGUGAAUCAAUAGAUGCAGAAUCACAAUCCAUCCAAACUCCAUGUCGUUUCUUAACAGUCCAUGAAUUUAUUCCUAAACCAUCUUCAGUUCAUCCAGCCUGUCGACCGUUGAUUGGCUUGUUACUUGGUACAGACUCAAUGCCUCACACAAAACUCCCCAACUACUUGUAUUCGAUCAUAAACAACAUAGAGAAAAAAAGCUACAAAUUUCGACGCUUUAUGACUCUGGUUUCAUGGUUUUCCCAAUUUAGCACUAAUCUACAGACCCCAAUCGAUGAAAUCCUAAAAUGCUACUCUUCCAAAGAAAGAGGUAAGCUCUUAAAAAUGUUCGCAGAAUCACUGGCGGGAUACUUUCCAGACUUAUACUUAGGUCAAAAGUUAUCUGUUUCUCUUCAUCAAGAAAUUUCAGUAUCAACUAGAAAUCAGUUGAAUCCUCCAAUUUUUGUGUAUAGCACACAGGAACCUAAUUCCACAACCGAAAUUGUAUUAUGGCAAAGACGUCUUGGUGAUUUGUUAAAAGGUCAGCUGACCAUUAUCCUAGGAAGUAUGGAUUUUACACAAGGAUGGUCAAAUUAUUUAUUACAAUUAUAUUUUAAACAUAAACUUGCACCAUUCAUUUUAACUCCUAUCUAUUGUCAAGGUGGCGUUGUUAUGCCUUUAUUAAUUGAAAAUUCAAAUAUUGAAUUGUCAGCCUAUGAAAUUUCACUACCUUUAAGAUGGAUGCACUAUCGUUUAUUAUGUGGUAUUGAACAUAACCUAUCACAUAAACAAAAACUAAUCGGUUUAAAUCCUCAUAUUUUGGAAUAUCACCGUGUUGGUGAUACACUAACAACAUAUCAAAUUCAAGUUGAUCCUUUAAUUUUAAGUCGAUAUGAAGAUACAACAGAUAAAAUGCUUUCAAGUAUAGUUGGAUUUUCAUUUUCUAAUUUUAAUGUUGAAAGAAAAUGGAUCGUAAGUUUAGCACUGACCUUAACAUUUUGGUUUCAUGCUAUUACAAAAAAUAAGAGCAAUUUACGCGAUGAUCUACGAAAUUCUCCUAUUGUUCUAGCAACUGUAGCAAUUGCCGUCACCAAUUAUUUCAAUGUUAUAGAAUCAGAUGAAAAAACAGUUGAACAUUAUGGUAUUUUGAUUAAAUUCCUAAAGGAUAAGUUGUCUGAUCGACUAUCAUCAUCGUCUGUUGAUUCGUCUAUUGUUCAUCAUUUUACUUCAAUUCACACUGUAUAUAUCUAUCUACGAUCAUUGACACAUUUAAUUGAUGAAUUGUUACUAUCUGAUCGAAAAUCUAAUUCUUUGAGCUUUCUUCCGUCAUGGAUAUUCUUUCCGUCUGGACACUUAUUUUAUAGUCUUGUGAUUGAUAUAGAAUCACUUAAACCAGAUGAUAGAUUCCGUUUAACUCUACGCUAUUGGCUCCCUCGUCUUUAUCGUAUUCCAAAGUUAAACUCUGAAUCCGCAAUGAAAUUGCAAAAAUUAGCUGAAAUUUAUGAACGUGUAAUAAAUAUUGCAAGUGAGAUGGUAUGUUUACCAGUAUCUGCUCCAAAUAUUGUAUAUACAAAGGUACCAACAACUAUUCCUGUCAUUGAUUUGCUUAAAAAUGAAACACCUUCAAAUGCCCCAAGUUCAGUUAGAACAACAAACACUGAAAGGAGCUUACAAGAUAGAAAUUCAGAAUUCAAGAAAAGAUCACACUCUUCUAUCAAUAUAAAAUCAGAUAUCCCACUGUCUAAAUCUAAACAAUCAUUACCUAGUCGUCAUUACUCAGAAAAAACAUUGGUAACGUCUAAAAAACAAUCUCGAAAAUUACCUUAUCAUUUACGCUCUACUGGUUAUGCUGCUCGUUUACGUGCCAGACUUGAAGAAACAGAAUAAGAUAUCAAUUAUUUUUUUCUUUGUUGUUGGUUACUCUAUUUUAAAUUUGUCAAUUUCCUUCAACUACCGAUUUUAUUAUGCCUUUCAAGUUGAAAAUUAUUCCGGUUGUUUUUCAUUUUCUCAUUAUAUUUUCCAAAAUAUCAGCAUUUUUAUUGGAG
Molecule: messenger RNA, 4811 nt
Organism: Schistosoma mattheei
Lineage: Eukaryota; Metazoa; Platyhelminthes; Trematoda; Strigeidida; Schistosomatidae
Source: the annotation of a GenBank genome assembly